AUGGCACGAGCUCGACUCCCUGACGACGAAAGGGAUGCAGGUUACUGCCAGCUUUUCGUUGAGACUCUUCACGAGCAAGCCCUGACUUGGUCUCUCCAGUUGGAGGAGAACUCAAUCGGAUGUUUCCGCGACCUAUCAGCAGCUUUUCUCAAGACAUACAUCAUGUUCACAAAGCGCAGCGCCACCGCAUCCAGCUUAUGGAACCUCAAUCAGAAGAAGGACCAGAGCCUGCGCGAGUACAUGGAGAAAUACAAAGCCGUAGUGUCAAAGAUUGAGAUCCCAGACGGGAUCGCUAUCGACGCCUUGCGCAAUACCUUGUGGGUCCACUCAAAGUUCCGAGAAGACCUGUACCAGAACCCAACCAAGUCGCUCCAAGACGCUAUCGCGCGCUCCGAUAACUUCAUCCGAAUGGAAGAAGACACCAACGCAAUUCUCAGCAAGAUGAGCGCGCCCAAGGCCCAGCGGCUAAGAAUGCAAAUACGCGACAAGAACCGCGCCACGCUCCAACGACAAAGACGGUCGCAAAGACGGUACAUGUUGUCGUUAACGAGAGCAAAGUACCGAUCUUACUCUCGUAGUUCGCGGGAGGGGUGGAACAAGUGGGCAAGAGAACUCGAGCCCGAACCAUCUGUCGCUCCGUAG
Messenger RNA from Brassica napus (rape), 642 nucleotides. RefSeq lists its product as uncharacterized. The transcript has a single exon. Lineage: Eukaryota; Viridiplantae; Streptophyta; Magnoliopsida; Brassicales; Brassicaceae. The record is from RefSeq and is a predicted model, not a curated record. Bases 1 to 642 code for a protein of 213 amino acids.